Molecule: messenger RNA, 1314 nt
Organism: Diaporthe citri
Lineage: Eukaryota; Fungi; Ascomycota; Sordariomycetes; Diaporthales; Diaporthaceae
Exons: 2
Coding region: 1-1314 (437 amino acids)
Biological process (GO): protein import into peroxisome matrix, docking
Cellular component (GO): peroxisomal importomer complex; peroxisomal membrane; peroxisome
Molecular function (GO): protein binding
Source: RefSeq, a predicted model, not a curated record
AUGGCCUCGCCUCCAAAGCCGUGGGAGCGUCCUGGCGCAACAGCAGCUACACCUGCCGCUUCCACUUCCGCCGCCACUCCCACCUCUUCGACGACCUCCGCUGCCUCUCCCGCCAUACCACCAAGACCCGAGUCCCUGACAGCAUCAGUCAACCAGAACGCCGCCGCGUAUAGCAGGAUGGGGUCCACCGGCUACGGAUCGUACGGAGCGGGCGGCUACCCAUCCUCGUACUCCUCCUACGGCUCGCCAUACGGUGGCAUUGGCGGCGGCUACGGUGGCCUUGGGGGCAUGGGAGGAUACGGCGGAGGGAUGUACGGUGGCAUGGGUGGCUACGGUGGCUAUCGCUCCAUGGGAGGUUACGGUGGCAUGGGAGGAUAUGGCAUGGGCGGCAUGCAGGACCCCAAUAACCCGGAAAGCUUGACGAACAGGGUCAACCAGAGCACGCAGGCAACCUUCCAAGUGCUGGAAGGUAUCGUGGGCGCGUUCGGUGGGUUCGCACAGAUGCUUGAGAGCACGUACAUGACCACGCAUUCUAGCUUCUAUGCCGUGGUUGCUGUGGCCGAGCAGUUUGGAAACCUCCGCGACACCCUGGGCCAUGUCCUCGGUAUAUACACAAUAAUGCGCUGGAUGAGGACGCUGAUCGCCAAAAUCACGGGACGGCCACCACCCGCCGACGCGAUGGCCCUCACGCCGGCCUCCUUCGCGAGGUUCGAAGGCCGCCACGCGGCGGACGGCUCGCCGUCGCCGUCCAAGCCGAGCCGCAAGCCCCUCAUCUUCUUCCUCCUGUUCGCCUUCGGCCUGCCGUACCUCAUGACCAAGAUGAUCCGGUCGAUGGCCGCGUCGCACGAGGAGGAGGAGCGCAGGCGGCAGCAGCUGCAGGCGCAGGCGCAGCCGAUCGACCCGUCCAAGCUCGAGUUCUGCCGCGUGCUGUGGGACUUCUCGCCCGAGGCGGGCGGCGGCGACGCCGUGGUCAAGGGGGUCGACCUCGAGGUCAAGAAGGGCGACCUCGUCGCCGUGCUCAGCAAGACGGACCCGCUCGGCAACCCCAGCGACUGGUGGCGCUGCCGCUCCCGCGACGGCCGCAUGGGGUACCUGCCGUCGACGUUCCUCGAGGUCGCCAGGCGGCCCGUCGCCGCCAUAAAGGCUACAGCCUCGCUUGACAGCAGCAGGGCCAACUCGCUCACCAGCAGCGUCACGAGCGCGGCCCAGAAGCCUGCUGCGGCGGCCCCUGAGCCUGAGAAGGUGCCUGUACCAGCGGGCAAGCCUGGCGAUAUCACCGCCGACAGCUUCCAGAAGUCACAGUUCUACAGCUAG